Messenger RNA from Paramecium octaurelia, 672 nucleotides. The record is from the annotation of a GenBank genome assembly. Lineage: Eukaryota; Ciliophora; Oligohymenophorea; Peniculida; Parameciidae.
AGAUGAUAAAGAAUGCAUACAAAUGUACUAAAUUUUAAUGAAGGUAUGUGUUAUUCAAUAAUAAUGAGUUUACAAAAACCUCGGUGAAGAAAAUGCUACAAAUCAACUGCAUAAAAUUAUAGGAAAAAGGAUUACUCCUUCUUUAUAAAGGGAUGGGAGCUUGUGGUAAUAUUUGAUAAGCAAAUUUCAGAGUUUACUGUUUUAUGAAAUAAGAUGUGCCAAGGCUUACUCCAAAUUUCUGUUUGUAAUAUAUAAAAUGAAUUAAAGCAAAAGAGGAAUAAAAAGGAUUAAAACUGUUCUUGAAUACAAAUGCUCAACUCCAAUAAUUGUCAUACAGAAUUCAGAGCAUACCGAUAGAACACAAAACUUUAAAGGUGUUUAACUAAUAAUACAAACAAUAAAUAUAAUUGGUUAAAUAAAGAAAAAUUUGUAGUAAUAAGAAAGCAAAUUGAAAUAUUGAAUUUGGCUAGUCUCGAACUGCUUAUGUUAAUGAGAGCUGCCUAAAGGUCUAAGAACUGUUAAUACUAUGCUAAUUAUAAUUGAUAAAUAACUUUCUCAAAACUAAUUGAAGGUAUGACAAAAAAUCAAAACUAGUAGACAAAUCAUCUAGAAAAUUUAUUCGAUACAUCAUAAAAGCAAGGGUAUAACAAAUAAAUGUUAAAGCCUUCUAAA